Messenger RNA from Nematolebias whitei (Rio pearlfish), 1922 nucleotides. Its product is annotated as rab GDP dissociation inhibitor beta. Gene Ontology annotation, cellular component: cytoplasm. The record is from RefSeq and is a predicted model, not a curated record. The transcript has 10 exons. Gene Ontology annotation, biological process: small GTPase-mediated signal transduction; protein transport; vesicle-mediated transport. Gene Ontology annotation, molecular function: Rab GDP-dissociation inhibitor activity. Lineage: Eukaryota; Metazoa; Chordata; Actinopteri; Cyprinodontiformes; Rivulidae. Bases 114 to 1454 code for a protein of 446 amino acids.
GCCCCUCCCCGCGGCGCCUCAAGCUGAACCGUAGCCCUGACAUUUCCAGCUCCUCGAACCUUCAUUUUCCUCUCUCCGGAUAUCCAGGUUCAGAAGACUGAAAGAUUUGAAAAAUGAAUGAGGAAUACGACGUUAUCGUCCUGGGCACCGGGCUGACGGAAUGCAUCUUAUCAGGCAUCAUGUCUGUGAAGGGUCUGAAGGUUCUGCACAUGGACCGCAACUCGUACUAUGGUGGUGAAAGUGCUUCCAUCACGCCUCUUGAAGAUCUCUACAAGCGCUUCAAUAUUCCUGGUAGUCCUCCAGAAUCUAUGGGAAAAGGCAGAGAUUGGAAUGUGGACCUUAUCCCAAAGUUCCUUAUGGCAAAUGGUCAGCUGGUUCGCAUGCUGCUGAUCACACAGGUCACUCGCUACUUGGAUUUCAAAGUGGUUGAAGGCAGUUUUGUGUACAAGGGGGGCAAAAUCUAUAAAGUCCCCUCCACUGAGACCGAGGCUCUGGCUUCUAGCCUUAUGGGGCUGUUUGAGAAACGACGCUUCAGAAAGUUUUUGUGCUAUAUUGCCAACUUUGAUGAGAACAACCCAAAGACCAUGGAAGGUGUUGAUCCUAAAACUACAAAAAUGAGGGACAUUUACCAGAAGUUCAGCCUGGGACAGGAAGUCAUAGACUUUACCGGCCAUUCUCUGGCACUCUACCGCACAGACGAUUACCUGGAUCAACCCUGCAUCCAUGCAAUAAAUAAGAUAAAGCUUUACAGUGAGUCUCUAGCCAGAUAUGGCAAAAGUCCGUACCUCUAUCCUCUGUAUGGACUGGGAGAACUGCCACAAGGCUUUGCCAGACUGAGUGCGAUCUUUGGUGGGACGUACAUGUUAAACAAGCCCAUAGAUGAGAUAGUGAUGGAGAAUGGGAAGGUGGUGGGCGUAAAGUCUGAGGGAGAGACUGCGAGGUGCAAACAGCUGAUCUGCGACCCAAGUUAUUUUAUGGAACGUGCAGAAAAAGUGGGCCAGGUGAUCAGAGCCAUCUGCAUCAUGAAUCAUCCCAUUGCCAACACUGGGGACGUGAACUCCUGCCAAAUCAUCAUCCCUCAGAACCAGGUCAACAGGAAGCAUGACAUCUACGUUUGCAUGAUCUCCUCUGCUCACAACGUGGCAGCAAAAGGUAAAUACGUUGCAAUCGCCAGCACCACAGUGGAGACGAAUGACCCCGAGAAAGAGAUCAAGCCAGCGCUGGACCUACUGGAGCCCAUUGAGCAGAAGUUUGUCAGCAUUAGCGACCAGUACAAACCUACCGACUCGGGCACUGAAAGCCAGGUUUUCAUUUCCCGCUCGUACGACGCCACGACUCACUUCGAGACCACCUGUGACGACAUCAAGGACAUCUACUGCAGGAUGACCGGCUCAGAGUUCGACUUCGCUGAGAUGGAGCGCAGAAAGCAGGACAUCUUCGGGGACACGGAUUAGACACAGCUGCAAUACUCAUAAUAAUUAAAGACCGUGGAAAUUAAUCAAAUAUCUUCCCACCUGUUGGCUGACCUGGUCCAAGUAUAGGUCUGCUCGUUGAAAUAGCUGAUAUUGUUGGUUAGGGUUUGGGAUUGGAUGAUGCUUCUUUUCUUUUCAGAUUGAAUAUUGCACUAAACCGUGUAUUAGAAAGUUAUAUCCUACAUUAACAUGACUCAUUGUAUUAAGAUGAUGCAUAGUCCAAAGAUGCCAAAUCCAGAGAUGAAGCAUUCUCAGUAAAAUCAAAGUUAGGGGGGACGGGGUAUUUUUGGGGUCAAUGUUCUGCAAGAUUAAAACAAACGUCAACAAAUGAGACCGUUGGGUUCUGCAGGAAGGUUUGUUUCAUGUCAGGUUGAGUGUUGUGGCUUGGCUUUGUCCAGUUUUUUUUUUUUUUUUAAUAAUGUGAGCACCGAACUUGUUCCUGGCAGCAAA